Messenger RNA from Anopheles nili, 11913 nucleotides. It is a transcript of the gene Vps13B, whose product is annotated as intermembrane lipid transfer protein VPS13B. The coding region runs from base 1 to 11769 and encodes 3922 amino acids. The record is from RefSeq and is a predicted model, not a curated record. The transcript has 7 exons. NCBI's taxonomy places the organism in Eukaryota, Metazoa, Arthropoda, Insecta, Diptera, Culicidae.
AUGUUCAAAAUCGAAUCGUACAUUACUCCCAUCAUCCUGAGCUAUGUCGAGAAGUACGUGAAAAACAUCCGUCCCGAAGACUCGCAGCUUUCGCUAUGGGGUGGCGAGGUCAUUUUUCAGAAUCUGGACCUAAAGCUCGACGUGCUGGAAGAGGAGCUACAGCUGCCGUUCAACUUUCUCUCCGGUCAUAUCCACGAGCUGUCGAUACGGGUUCCGUGGACGAAGAUUGCCUCAGAACCAAUCGUAAUCACCAUAAAUACGAUCGAGUUUGUGCUGAAACUGCGCGACAACAAUGAUCGUAACGUACCGAAGCGAGAGCCGCCGCGGAAGGGCAAGGGCACGGAUGAAGUACCUCCACCGGGGUAUAUGGCAUCGUUGAUCAAUAAAAUCGCCAACAACAUCACGAUCCGAUGCCACAACGUGAUACUAAAGUACGUCGAGGAGGAUAUCGUUGUUUCCAUGAACAUACAGCAGCUGUCGAUGGAAUCGGCCGAUGGCGGCUGGAAUCCGGCCUUCGUUGACAUGUCACCGACGAAGGUGUCCCUCCGGAAGCUGAUCAAUAUCGUGGACCUGACCAUCUGCUUGGAUAAGCGUAAUUCGGCCGGAAAGAUCGAGGUCUGCCAGGAACCCGUCCUGUACCGCAGCACUCUGCAGUUGCGCAUGCUUGUGAAGUACAACGUUUCGUCACAGGAUCGCUCCUCAUUAACACGCAUCGAUGUUCAUUCCAAAUUUCUAGAUUUUAACGUAUCCUCCCAGCAGUUCCCGAUGCUGAUGCGUUUGUUCGAUCUGGCACUGGCGCUUAAGCAGGGGAAGCUAAAGAACGAACCAGCACAUACCGUUUCCGAUGGUGGUCUGGAUGUGGAAGACGAAAGUGGUCAAGAAUCGCUGCUCUCGUGGGCUUGGAAUCUGCUUCCGUCCUUCUUUCCGGAGGAAAACGCUAGCGAUCAUACCGAGGAGCAUGACUUCCGCGUCCUGCACGCCGGCUUGUAUAUCGAUCAGCUGCGUAUUAUCUUCAAGACGCAGGAACUGAUUGGCGAUGGGAUGGUAGGAACAACCAAGAAAAUAAAAUACCGCCCAAUUUUGCGGUUCGAUUUGCACAAUGUCUGCGGAGAAAUGAUCGCCUGUGGCCUGAAGUGGUUCAACGUUACGGCCGGUAUCUCGCGGGUGCAGAUUCAGUCACUCGAAGAUUGCCCCUGUGGUCACCGAAACGCAGGCGUGAAGGAUAUCUUUGAAUCCGUAGAAGUGGAACGUAGUGAGGAAAAUGCGGAUCAUCUGGAAAACUCUUUCUUCAGCGACAGUGCUGGAGGUAAGCUAAAGUACAAUGUAAACUGGAACUACCAUCUAAGCAGCGUUAGUCAGGAUCGCCUGUUGAAGAAGUUCCCUGCCAUUGCGAUCGAUGUCGUUCACGAGGUACAGUUGCCGGACGAUAGGAGAACCUCGGAGUUUGGUAGCGAUUUGGAGUUCAGUAAUCUAGCCGAAAAGUAUAUGAUACGCAUGUUUGUGGGUCCAUUUCGCGCUAGAAUUUAUGCCGACACCAUACAUCGCUUCGAGACGCUGGCAUCGUAUAAGGACUUUUACGAAUAUCCACCAUACUAUGAGGAUAAACCAUUGCCAGCACUCUCGCAGUUGCUUCCACCCUCAGCUGAGGACUAUGACGCACUUAUGCACGAAAUCCCCUUGAGGCAGAUCCACAUUACGUUGCAGAGUCCCACGAUCGAGCUGCAUUCGUAUGAUCAUGGACCAGCUGAACUGUUGCUGCGAAAGGUUAGCAGCGGAAAAAUGGCACCUUCCGCAUCGAAACCCUCACUCACGGUUCAAUUUACCCGUGUAGAGUGCAAUAUUCUGGCGCCACUCUACCCAAAUCGGCUAGUCUAUACCACCUGCCAGUUGCCGGAACCUCCGGCGAAGCUUUUUGAUGCCUGCUACCAGUCGAUAUCGGGUAACUUGGAACGGUUGCAGGUGAAUCUUCAUCAUUCCAAAUGGACCGACACAACCGUUGUCACGGCGGUCAGCAUGAAUUGUCAACAACGGUUCCUUAUAUAUCCAUCUCUCUGGCCCAACGGGGAGCUAAACAAGGCAGAGCACAAUCUCAACGUGACCGAUUUGAAACUAUCUGCAAAUCCAUUACAAGGCCUUACUUGUGCUACCAUCUUGCAAUCAUUGGUGGCGCGGCAAGAGGCGCCCUGUCUGGACUGGGAUAGUCUGUACCAACAAUCACUUCCUACAGCAGACCUACUGCUUUCGUACGUUCACCUCAGAAAGGUUGAAGCUGAUCGCACUGAAUGCUACAAACUGUUGGCUCGUAGCUUGAAGCUCCUCACGUAUCAGUACGCGCUGGCGAACGAGAAAUCCCUCACUGCCCUCUGGCCAGAUCAUUCCACUGAAGAAGACUUCUUAACCGUAAUAUUUCAGUUGCCCAAGCAGUUCGAAGCAACAGUAGAACAUCCGCCGUUGCUGUAUGCAAAGCUCCUAGAUCUAAGCCUCAAUCUGGAUCCAAACUUUCUGGCGUUUCUGCAUUUGUGGCAGCUGGCGGUUCCUUUAGUAGAGCAAAGCGCACCUUACGGUCGUUUCCGAGGAAGUACGGUGAAACAUUCCAAUCGUACGACUGCAGCACGUGUUCGGACUGACGCUAGAAGUGACGGUAAAAAGGAGCACUCCUUACAAGCCACCUCUGUCCAUUCGAGCUCGGGCAAAGCUGGCGUACAUGCCGGUGCCGCUGUACAUGUACCAGCGUCUACGCUUGGCGUGGACGAAAUAGCCCCAAAGGAAACCAACCCUGAUCGGGAAGGACAAAACUCACCCGCAGAUAAGCAAUUUUGGGUUAAGCUUGCCAAAAAGAUCAUCUUUCAGCUGGAAAUUAGUCACUUUACCGUAUGUCUUCCGAUGAACAACAUAAUCUUCCACUCGUUAAGUGACUCGCUAGAGGACGAGUUCGGACAAAACGAAAUAUUUAUGAUCAAGUUGCCUCUGAUUACUGUUAAUUCUGCAUUCAAGUGUCAAACGCUGUCCGGUAGCAUAAACCGAUUCCCGAUCAGUAUCGCCAAAUCCGUUUGGCCAGCGGAGAAGGAAAGCUUCCCCUGGACUAUCUCCCUAGCUAACGCAUCGAGCUGGACGUACCAGAACGGAGAGAUGAACAAAUUGCUUGACGAAACGACGACCAACAUUUCCCUUGUACUAAACUUUAACGAUGACGUAUCAGCAGUUGCCACGUGUUCAUCGGUAUGUUUUCACAUCGACACGUCCCCAUUCCGGGUAACGAUGGUAAAAGAACAGCUGGGACUGAUGCGUGCCACUCUGGAGCGGCUGAUGCAGCUGCCGAUGCUGCAGUCCAGAGAACGGCAACCGGAUUCUGGUUGCGGAAAAUCGAAAACCUUGCACCAAUGUCUCGAGAUACCAAACCAACCAGGUGGCAGCACGAUAGCAGCUGGCGAUCUCAGAGAAUUUCUGGAUCUUGGGCACAACUCCAGUGGAGGCUCCGAGGAAACCUUGAAAGAGAACUUGAACGGAUCCAAAGAGGGAAAACGCCGGGUGAUGCCCUCGUUGUGGCUACAGUGGACCUUUUCCAAGAUCACUGUCAGCUGCAUUACACGGGAGGAACGUGGAGCAGCGCGAAAGGAACGCAUUAAACUGAAGCUCGACUUUGAGGAUAUAAUCUAUUCGCUGGACAAGCAAGAAGUGUACUCUCAGAUGAAGGCGAAGAUUGGUGGCAUGAGCGGUGCUUGUUACGAAUGGGUAGACGGGCCAGCAGGUGAAUGGGUGCGCAACGAAGCAUUAGCACUAACGGUGCAAACGGGUGAGGCCAGUGAGUCGAGUAAAGCAGCCGGAACGGACACGUUCUUUGGCAUGACCAUCACCAGAGCGGAAACCCAGAGCGUCCACUCGAAGUGGGACACCGUGAGAAAAACGCGCGAGCACAACGAGAUCCUUGUGGAGGUGUUGAUCAAGAUGGAGCAGGUCGAUUUACGGCUGGAUCUAUACCUGCUCGGGGAGUUACUGCACGCCUUCCAACCUGACCCCGUAUCGAUCUCGGAACCGGAUGAGAGCAAUCCGGGCUCGAACGCGGAUCCAAGCCCCGUGCUGGGUGUGAAGGAUUUACCAUUGAUUCUGUUCGCUAGCAAGGGCAUCACCGUGUUCUUGCCACUGCGCACCGAACAGACCGAAAAACCAGAUGAGCGUUGCUCGGUGUACAUCUUUAAGGUUACCGCGAUAACCGUGCACCAUAACGUUGAGAAUCCGAUCUGUCGUGUUCCGCUCCGACCGGACGUAUACACCAAAGCAGCCCAGAUGCGCAUUUUGAACGUACCGGGAUCAAAAAUUGAGGACCGCCAGUACGAACUGCUGCUGAAGGAUGUCUCACUAAGCACGGCCAACUGGGGUGAUGUGGUGCGGUAUUUGCACGAGCAGCAAACAUCCACCACCCAUCACGACAAUCCGGCAUUCGAGUGGAACAACCUGCAGCAGGGAGUGCAACGUUCGUCCCAUUUCGAGCUCGUGACCGUGUUUAAAGAGUUCAACUUUUCCGCCAUCUACGCGCCGUGUAUUAUCUACAAAAACGUGCUGAUCUGCAGUCGCGCGGUCGAGCUGAACUGCAUGUCCGAUUUGGUGGUGGAUGUCGAUCUCGAUCAGUUACGGUUGGCCGAACGGUUGCUGACCAAAGUCAAUGACAUCAAGUGCCGCAUGUUCCCGACACCAAGUACAUCACCGCGUCAUUCCUCGGUAGGCACCGUGGCACUAUCGCGUAGCAACAGUUCGGUAGAUGCGUCCAGUUCUUUUACGUUCGCCUCAAGUGCUGUGGCCGGAGAAGACACUGGCCGAGAAUCAGUGAAAACCUACCGCGACUCGGUUCCAUCGUCGCGGUUUCGUAGGAGCAACUCGAAGCUAUCCAAAUGCGAGCAGGAUUCGGGACUGGAAUCGUAUCGUACGUCGGACGGCAGGCAGGUCCUCUCGAGUGGCAGCAGGAAAAGUGGCCCCCAACGGCAGCGCAAAGUUUCAUCGCGUUCGUCAGAGAGCGUUAUCAAACCGAACACACGUUCACAGACGAAUUCUUCGAUAGCUCAAACGGUUAUUCCGUACGAAGUGUGUCUGCUGGGUGGACACUUUAAGAUAAAUCUGUAUACCCAAGCGGAACGAAGUAGUGGUGAUGCACCCACGGUAAGGUUGGUGUUUGCCCAACCAAAUGCGCUCGUAUCCUUGAACAUGCUCGAGCGCAUUUUUCAAAUAUCACUGUUUGAUCUGACAGUUCAAGUAGGCGAUCUCGCUAUCGUAAAAACGGUUACCGGUGAACCGGACGAUCUUGGCAUACCGCAACCAAUAGUGAAGGCACGCUUUGUGAACAGUCUGACGAAGCGCAAUCGCGAACUUAAGGUUGAUUUUAAGCGACCGAUAAAGCUUACCAUCUCGCAUGGCAAAGUAAAGCAGGUGACGGAACUCGUAAGUGUGCUGAAUGAGCUGUUCAUCCCACCAACUUCAAGUAAAGGAUGUGCGAAUGAAGCAACAAAACCGCCGCUAAAGCCCGUGUUAAGUAGGAACAAAUUUUUGCUAGUUAAAUCUCAGCUGUUCGAUGUGGAAAGAAUUCACAUAGGCUUAUCCCAAGUGAUGCUGCAUCUGGUGGACGAGGAUGUGUCGAGUACGGCCUCGCAGUACAGCAUGAAAGUAUCGUUCUCCUCGGUGCGAUCGACUGUGCGGGUACAGGAGCGACCUGAACGGAUUGUUUUUGGGUUAGAACUGAACGAGCUGAUGCUCAGUACCGGCGCAUUCGUAGUGCUUCAUCCAUUUUCUUUUGAGCUAGAGCUGAUGUUCUCGCAGGAAUACUGGAAGCGUGAUCCUUUGGUGCAGAUAAAGGUGAAAUCAUCCUAUAUGCAGCUAGAUCUCAUUCCGUACGUAUUUCAACAAAUGGAGCUGAUACGAAAGGACAUGGAAAGAGCGCUAACGUCAAGUGAAGACAGCCGAAAGGAUUCCGUCUCAACGGUGCGUAGCGUGAACAUGUCACCGAGCCACGAAUUGCUCAUACCGAUCGUCCCACCGCGUUUCGAGCGCAAGCGUUCGAAAGAGAUGCAAGAGGAGUAUUAUCAGGAUGAUUUGAGGGCUGGGGCCUUUCAGUUCAUCGAAUCAAUGAAAAUCAAUGAACUACCGCUUCCUUAUCAGAUCAAGAUCAUCAACCGUGAGGUCGGUAUCAUUUGUUGGCGAUAUCCACAACCACGUGCGUUACACCAAGUGAUCGUCUAUCCAGUUCCCAUGAAUACUACGAAAUCGGUCAACAUCCAGUGCAAGCUGGAGCACUAUGCAGAAAUAAGCGACAAUUUCGUGGAGGUAUGUCAAUUUACACUCUCCGAGAACGAGAAAACCUACCUUAAGCUACCUAAGCGCAAGCUUUCGUCAGCCAUUUGGAGAAUCGUGAUGACGCAGAACGUGGUCUACGACGAGGUAGCUGGCCGUUCUCGAGAUGACGAGGACGAAGACAUCGGAACUAGUGGCGGUAAUGACGACAACGAUGCCGAUACGAACCAUCAGCUACUGGGUGGAACCCGCGGCAGAACAUUUCUGACCAGCAUCACCGACGUUCUCAGUGACAGUUCCUAUCUGCCAGGACAGCGCGUGGUGAACCUACCGUAUCGGUUGCAUCCCAAAAUAUUCGUUGCCUGUAUGCGGGUUGAUUCGAUGUUCAGUGCGGGACUGGUACCGAACGUGGAUAUAACGAUCGAUCUUAGGCCAGUGCAGUUGAAUUUCUUCAAUCACGUACGUUUCGAUCCCGACCGCGAACUUCCGAAGCCGUUCGAACGAUACAGACUUUGCAGAGAGUCGGCCGAAUUCGGUCCUCACAAAUUUCUGAUGAUAAACGCAAACAGGUUGCGUGGCCAGUGCUCGAUCUAUGAUAGUCUAGACAUGUUUGUGAGCGCUGAGCUUAGUAUGCUUUGUGAGUUGCUGGAUUAUAAUCAUUUUACCUUCGAAAAUGCUAUAGAAGUGAGCAAUUUGAAAGCGUACGGCUGGAUCGGAGAGCGGUCACUAGAACUGAAGACCAUAUCUGACGAUAUCUGUCUACGGUAUGGUCCCUCGAUCGGCUACAAUCUUGCCGUGGCAGAGCGAAUCUGGGGUCGGAGUAGCUUGACAGCGGAGACCGAUCCGCCAGUAGUACUAUACAGCAGAUAUAUCGUGUGCAAUCGUACCCAGGUUGCCCUUAAAUUUGGCCAAACCGGAACGACCGAAAUGAUUUACCUUGGACCGAAUGAGCUGUGCUUAUACGCGUUCCGUAGCUGCCGGCAGGCUCAGCAGCUGCAGAUCUACUUCACCGAAGGGACGGCGCAGGUGGCAACGAGACCAUUUGACGUGUCCUCAGAGAGCUUGCAGCAGGUCUGCGUUCAGCCGAUUCACGAGGAAGAUAUGGAGGAUGAAAAGAUUUUGCUGGUGCGGAUAAGCAACAUUUCACUCGGCGGUGGUCAUGGUAGCAGCGCUCAGCGCAGUAUCACGAUCGAGGGACAGAUCGGUUUCUACAAUAUGACCGCGCAAAGCCUAAAGUUCCAGUAUCGAUACUACAAGAUUGUACCGAAUAGUGAUCGUAACUACACGACGACGGGCUUCCAAAUAGCAUCCGGCAAUAGUGCGAAUUUAUUUUCACCUGCUAAUAACAAAACCCAGCAGACUAUCAACAUAGCUAUCGAAAGCGAUGGAGGCCGUAUCGGCUGGUCGGGAGAUGUCCCUUUGCGUGAGAUUCAGAACGGAGGCAGUAUGCCAUACCUGGUAAAGAUACCAACGACAACGAUCACUCGCGAAGGAUAUAUCAGCUAUUGGGUACGAAUCGUGCGCGAAAAACUCUCAGAUAGCAAAUCGGCCGCCACCGGAGAAGUCCUGGAACGGGUACUAGUGAUCGUUUGGCCACUGUUUAUGGUUGAGUCUCUGCUAACUGUCAACACGACGGCUUAUGAUGAAAAACUCGAUCAGUCUUACUCCAUCUAUGGGCAGGGCCAACGAAAACAGCUGAAUGUAGCAGGGACGUACUCGGACGAGCAUGAGCUGUCGUUUCGGAUGGACUUUACCUCACCACAUGGCGAAGACAAACGCAAGGCUCUGCUCUCCUAUCGGCUGAUCGAUGGGAAGACGUUCUUCCAGGUGCCCGUUCGCUUUCGCAGUAUCGAGGCGGCACUAGACGCGCUGCAGACAGGCCAACGUUUGCCUAAUUGGCCGUGCUCACGUGAGGAAGAGCUACGCUGGCGGCGGGAAAACUCCAUUCAGGAAGCCACGUUCCCGCUGUAUCAUUGCUCGACCUCGUACGAAAUGUCGUGUUGUCUGAUGUUGAACAUUGCUCCAUGGGCUCACUUCAUCAACCAGUUGGGCUGUGAAGUACGGCUCAAGAACUGCACCAGCAGUGAUACGAAUAUCAUCGCUCCAAACAGCAUAAUUAUGCCGAUCCACGUGGAGGUGGGCUUCACGCUCGAGAUGCAUGUUGGCCUUGGCCAGCCGCUUCAAUCAGAGCUCAUCUACAUUAACGGUGCGGACGCUAAGAAGCAGUCCCCGAACGGGUUCGCCGUCUUACCACUGGAAGGUUCAAUCGACAUCAGUAUUCGCACGGAAACUGGGGUUAUGAAUCUAGUCCUGACAUCGCUGACAGAGAACAAAGUUCGAAUUUUCAUCUUAGCCUCGCAGUUCGUCGUCUCCAACUACUCGAGUCUCGAUCUGCACUGUUGGUCGUUUGCACUUCCGGCCAACGAACGACUUGAGCAGUUCAAAUUGGGCAAUAGUGGGCCCCACAGUUGUUGUUACAGUAUUCCGAAAAAUGACACCAAAUGUGAGAACCCCAAAGGGACCGCUAUAACGAUGCUAAACAACGUAUCCCAGCGCAAGGGAAAGAUCAAACCGAAUGCCAGUUUUAACCACUAUCUGACGGUGUAUCAGCGGCGUGAAAACGGGGCUGAUUUCUCCGCUCCGAUCUACCUAAAUAAACCGAUCGCCCGGAAGUCCCUCAGCAUACCGUACCACGUGGGUCCGGUUGAACGAAGGCACCAUGCACUGUCACUGUCGAUCGUGACACAUCAGGGCCAACAGCACGUGUCGAUCUACGAUGAUCCGUGUCCGUCGUAUGCCAUCGAAAAUCGGACCGAUUUUAACAUAUUUGUCGCUCAGUCCGAUACCGUCCAACCGAACAAGGCGGCAACGGCCGUAGCCGAGUCGGUAGAGAGCAACUUUUCCUGGUUUCAGACGGUGGAUUCGCGGCAGACGGUUUUCUACACACCACCCACGCUGGACGAACAAUUCCCGGAUCCGCAGGAGCAGGAGAUGGCGCUCAUAUUCGCCUGUGUUAGUGGAAGCGCCAUUCGGUGGUCCCAUCCGGUCACCACCGACGAGGACAAGAGCAUUUUCCUAAACGUUCCGCUCUACGGUGAUCUAAAGCUAGCGGUGCGAGUCCGCAACCGCACGACAACGCUGGUGAUCGACUACAUUAGCAAGGAUUUGGAGUUCUCCGCCAAGGACAUCCGUACGCGCCUGUCAAAUCCGGUUGAGUCAUCCUCCGAUUCCCAGGAGACGGGAACAAGCUCCGAUCGUACCGGUCCGCCCAUUGACUAUCGGCCGGUGGAUGUGGAGGAAGAGCUUGACACGCAAUCGAACGUCCCGGGUCGUGAAGAGCUACUGCAGAGCUACUUCCGGUCGAUCAUGAUCACGCUGUUCAACGAUGAGCCGAAUCGUGCGUGUAACAAAAAGGACAUCAUCUCGUUCAACUUCGAUCGGAUCGGGUUCAAGGCAGAACGUCGAUCGCACGGAAACACCGUGAACCGAGCCACCCUGUAUUGUGCAAACGUGCAGGUGGACAACGAGCUGCACGCAGACGGUGAGUACGACUUCCCAGUCGUCCUGUGUAGCGAAGAUCACGAAACAAAGCAGCGUAAGCUACCGUCACAAAGCCCACCGAACCACUACCGGUUGGAGGAUCAGCUCGAACAGCUGGCUCGAGUGGCACUUUGUACGCUUGAGUGUGAUCUUACCGACCACCACGAGGACGAUGGAUCCGGUCGCGGAUGGUCUGGAAUGGAAGCGGUACGACUUAAGGUGAACCCGAUCCGGGCGUACAUCGAGGACACGUACAUUAACGUGCUGGUCGACUACCUGGUGGAGUGUUUACCAGUGGAUACGCGCCAGGAGCAAUACCAGGACGAACCAGGAUCAGUGCGUGUCCGUUGCCAACCCGGUGAAGUGCUCAUACCGCGAGAGGUCAUGCAACAAUCCAGCUACCUAUCAGAACCGGUCAAAUUCCGGAGUGUACGCAUCGAACCCCUCGCCGUGCUACUCUCAGUACACGCCUGCAUGCGUCUCUAUAUCGCGCUUGAUCACAGCCCGCUCGAGUUUGCGGCCUUCGAACGCCGAUCGGUGCGUUCGCUUCCGGUUAAGUUUGGUAAUGCGGUCGGAAUGCACUACCUUUCGGGGGCAAUAUUCGGUGGUGGUUGGGUGAUCGGUUCGCUCGAGAUCCUCGGCAGCCCUAGCGGAUUGGCGCGAUCGGUUACGAGUGGAUUGCGUGAUUUCGUGUCCUUACCCGUACAAGGACUCUUCCGAGGUCCGUGGGGUUUCCUAGUUGGUGUAACGCAAGGUUCAGCCUCGCUUAUCCGUAACAUAACCGCUGGAACGGUCAAUUCGGUCACAAAGCUGGCUCAAUCGGUAUCGCGCAAUCUUGACCGGUUGACGCUUGAUUCGGAGCACGUGCAGCGUACGGACGCAUUACGACGACGCCGUCCACAGGGAAUGACUGACGGAUUUACGCAGGGGUUGACCGGUCUCGGUAUAAGCCUGCUCGGAGCUGUUGGUGGAUUGGCUCACCAUCCGCUACAGGCCACUAAUCCGUUCGGUGUAGUGACCGGCAUGGGCAAAGGCAUCGUCGGUGCAUUGGCCAAACCGAUCAGUGGUGCGGCCGAACUGGUCGCCUUAACAGGCCAAGGAAUGCUGCAAAGUGUCGGCUACAACACCCUCCCAAAGCCGAAAUUGCGCUCCCGUCAGUCUCUCCAGCGACUAGAACUGAUCCCGUACAAGGCCCUCUGGGAACCACAGGCCAUUUGUGAAGGUUCGUUGCUGUUCACGGCUCAUGCAACGUUGGCCACACACGGCUCCGAGUAUCGGCUCGUGCUGGUUGCGGUUUACAGCAAGGCUUUCGUGAUGUACGACGUGCACGAUUGCCAGUUGGUGGAGCUCCUUGACCCCAAGACGGUGUUCUUUGAGACGGAUGAGGAAGGUGAUGCGACACGGCUUGUUAUCCGCGUGCGGCCAAAGCUGCCACCUCCGCCGUGUUCCGAGUUUGACCAGUAUCCGAUCUCGAGCCGGACGUACGAUUUUGUGCGUGAUUCGACUAUGCAACUGCCACGGAUUGCCCCACAGCAGCCCAUUUAUGGACGAUCCGCUGGCAAGGAAGCGUUCACGUUGAAGGAAACUGGUUCCGUGACGGCUGCCGGAGUUGAAUCGGCAGUUGUUGAUGAACGAUCGGUCGUGUUGAACAUCGAGCAAUCUUCCACGGCUAGCGAAGUGGACGAAGACGGAAUGAACGAUUCCGGGAUGCUGCUGUUGCAUGAUGAAACCGCUUCCACCACGGCAGCAAUGGCCGGUGAGAACGAGGAUGAGUUUGAGGUGGACCACAAGGAUGGCACAAAGGACGACAGCGAGCGCAAAGUGGUGAUAUUCCUGGAGGAGAACCUGGUGAAGUAUCUCAUCACCUACGUGGACCUCCUGAAACGGACCACCGACAACCACCCAGGUUGCGGCACGGAGGACAGCGUGGCUUUUCCUCCGUUCGAGUGUUGAACAUUCAUUCCAGUCAUAGGGUUUAGAUAGGUUUCGCAUAUUGAAGGGUUAGUCUGUACGAGCCUCACACGGACGCUCCGCGUAUGUAGAUGUUGUAUGUACCUCAAUAAACGGGGACGCCUGCUAUCUAAUAGUGUGGCAAAA